AUGUCUUUAUCAUCAGAAAUAGCAGCAGGAAAUGAAGUAUAUCCAAAUACGAAUCAACCAAGAAUGCCAAAAGAAGAAAAUAUAUCUGUGACUCAAAGAAUGAUAAGUGCAUGUUCAGGAUCACUUAUAACUUCAUUAGUUGUUACUCCAUUUGAUGUGAUUAGAAUUAGAAUCCAACAACAAGAAAUACUACCGCAAGCUCAACCAUGUUGUCAAGUUCAUUUUCCAGAACAUACAUUAUCGCCAUCUCCAGCAACACUUGCUGCUGAAGUAUCUGCAUCUGCUUCUACUACUACAAGUACUGUAUCAGCAAGUGCACCGGAAUUAUUCUGGAUUCAUAAUAAAUAUUGUAACACGGCAGAAAAUUGUACUAGGAUCACAUCAACUUUUCAAGGUUUCAGUACAGUGGCAAAACAUGAAGGAAUAAGUACAUUAUGGAGAGGUUUAUCAUUAACAUUAUUGAUGGCUAUACCUUCAAAUAUAAUUUAUUUCACCGGGUAUGAAUAUAUUAGAGAUCAUUCUCCUAUUGGUAAUCAUCCUUUGAAUCCUUUAUUUUGUGGUUCUUUAGCAAGGACAAUGCUGGCUACAUUUACUGCACCUUUUGAAUUGAUUAAAACUAGAUUACAAGCAAUACCUACUGAUCUGAAAAGUUCACAUCAUGUCUUGAAAAAUUUAUUAAAAGAUCUGAUGGGAUUAGUUAAGAAAGAUGGUAUUUCUACAUUAUUUAAAGGUUUAAGUAUAACAUUAUGGAGAGAUGUUCCAUUCUCUGGAAUAUAUUGGUCUAGUUAUGAAUUUCUUAAAAAAAGAAUCUCAAAAGGAUUAAAAGUUAAUUUUGAUACUGCUCAUACAGAUGAUGAUUGGAAAGUUUUUAUAACUUCAUUUUUAUCAGGUUCUAUAUCAGGAGCUACAGCGGCAUUUUUCACUAAUCCUUUUGAUGUAGGUAAAACAAGAUUACAAAUUACCAUGGAUGAAGGAAAUCAUAAACUUAAACAUAGAACUAAUAUGUUUAAAUUUUUAUUUGAUAUAUAUAGAACUGAAGGUGUUGGUGCAUUAUAUGCUGGGUUUCCUCCAAGAGUUAUGAAAAUUGCUCCUGCUUGUGCAAUCAUGAUUUCAUCAUAUGAAAUUGGAAAAAAAUUCUUCAAGAAUAAUAAUUCAAUCUAG
Candida tropicalis MYA-3404 is the source of this 1161-nucleotide messenger RNA. It is a transcript of the gene MTM1, whose product is annotated as Mtm1p. The transcript has a single exon. Lineage: Eukaryota; Fungi; Ascomycota; Pichiomycetes; Serinales; Debaryomycetaceae. Gene Ontology annotation, biological process: mitochondrial transmembrane transport. Bases 1 to 1161 code for a protein of 386 amino acids. The record is from RefSeq and is a predicted model, not a curated record.